Molecule: messenger RNA, 6750 nt
Organism: Hemicordylus capensis (graceful crag lizard)
Lineage: Eukaryota; Metazoa; Chordata; Lepidosauria; Squamata; Cordylidae
Gene: STX6
Product: syntaxin 6
Exons: 7
Coding region: 232-1056 (274 amino acids)
Biological process (GO): vesicle fusion; intracellular protein transport; Golgi vesicle transport
Cellular component (GO): SNARE complex; synaptic vesicle membrane; endomembrane system
Molecular function (GO): SNARE binding; SNAP receptor activity
Source: RefSeq, a predicted model, not a curated record
ACGUGAGAGGGGCGCCUAUGGCCGAGCGGGCUGAAGCCCGGUGGGCGGAAAGGAAAAAAGAGAAAAAACGGGGGGCGGCUGUGCAGUGACUGCUGCGUGUGCCGGUGAGGGGUAAAGAGCGAGGGCUGGAGAGCUGCGGAAGCUGCAGGGAACGGGCAGCCCAGCGGGUCCUCGUCACCGUGCAGGGGGAAACCUCGAGCGGAGCCGGCGCGGCGAGGGGCGCCCAGCGUCAUGUCAAUGGAGGACCCCUUCUUUGUGGUGAAAGGGGAGGUUCAGAAAGCAGUGAACACUGCUCAGGGGCUGUUCCAAAGAUGGACAGAGCUCCUGCAAGAUCCAUGCACAGCUACAAGAGAGGAAAUUGACUGGACCACUAAUGAACUGAGGAACAAUCUAAGGAGCAUAGAGUGGGAUCUUGAAGACUUAGAUGAAACUAUUAGCAUUGUUGAAGCAAAUCCCCGAAAAUUCAACCUUGAUGCAACAGAACUGAGUGUAAGAAAAGCUUUUAUCACAAGCACACGACAAGUUGUCAGGGAUAUGAAGGAUCAAAUGUCAAAUACUUCUGUUCAAGCACUGACUGAAAGGAAAAACAGGCAGGUGCUGCUGGGAGAAAGUGGAAGUCAUAGUUGGAGUUCUGGGGCUGACAAGUAUGUCCGCUUAGAUCAAGAAAUGCAGUUGGCAAAUUCACAUUUCAUUGAGGAGCAUCAGGCACAGCAGCAGUUUAUUAUUGAACAGCAGGAUGAACAGUUGGAGUUGGUCUCUGGCAGCAUUGGGGUACUAAAGAACAUGUCCCAGCGCAUCGGAGGGGAGCUGGAUGAACAAGCAGUAUCGGCGACAGUGGUGUGCAAUUAUAAUUCUUUUCGUCAUCCUGCUGGUGGUGCUUAUCCUGUUUUUUGUGCUGUGACAGAGUGGAGCUCAGAUACUCUCCUAACUCUCCUAACUCCCUUCUUUUUGAAAGCCCAGACACUGUUUUGUCCAUCAGAGAGAAUUCCCAUCAUAGAAAGCCUGUCCUGUGCGCUUGAUACUGUGAUCUACUAUGGACGGACACCUGUGGCAUGAUGCGCUCUCUCUCUCUCUUUCUCUCAUGGCUCUUCUGCUUAUUAUCCUCAUCAACUGCCAGAGGAAAAAAAGGAAGACUAACAAAUGCCCAAACUCUGCUGUAAUAGAAAGCAACUCCUGUGGAAUUCAGCUGUUGUUGUUUUGUGCUUCUCUGUAAGAGAGGAGAUUUAGAAUGGAAGAAACUAACAUCUGGUCACAUUUUGAUCCUGUGCAGGUAUGAACCACAUUCAGGAAGCCAGCCAGAAUCUUUUCUUCUGCUUGUCAAAACAGGACUCUUGGCAAUGUUAAAAACCAGCAUGCAUGCGCGCACACACCUCUCCCAGGAAAGUAUUCUGCCUACAGGAUUCCUUUCACAGGCCAGCUAUUCAGCUGCCCUGCACCUAAUUGUGGAUCCUUAAAAUAAUAGAAAGGGCUAGCAAAGGCAGCCCCUAAAUUUACACUGCAGAUCUUUCAAUUUUCCUCCAGAAUAGCAUUGUUCAAUUGAACUGCCCAGGGUAAAUGCCUCUGUGCACCCCGCAGCUAAAAUGCUAAAUAACUACAUAGAAAAAUGCAUGGAAGGGGGAGAGUUGUUCAAACAAAAUAAUGUGAAUCUCUGUGAAUCUUGAGAGCACAGACCAUUGCAAAUGCAAACACAACACACCCUUGUUUUGCUCUAGUCUUGCUCCUGGGCUGGUAGUAUUGAUAUCCAUUCAGUAAAGCAGACCUGGCUCUAAUAUGCUUGGAUGAACUUUGAGCAAAUCUUGCUGUGUGUGGUUGGACUGGAAUCAUACAGCGUUGUCCUACCUCAGGCAGCGUUAUCAUUGGACUCCGAUUUUCAGAGCUUUAACCUUUAUUUUACUGCACUGCAAAGCAGGAAGCUAGCAAACACACUGUAGCUAAAGUCUUGACUGCUUUAUUUUUGUUGUUGUUAAAUAUGUUUGGCUUCUGAGAAGAGAAGCUCACCCAUAGGGGAUUUGUUCCUCUCAUUUUCUGCUGCUUCUGUUUGAGCUGGCAUCAUCAGAUCUAACGAGUUGAGGCUUCUGGUCCUAUAUGUAUGUUCUGUGCAUAUUAAAGGAACAUGAUGCACUUCACUUGAUGCACAAACAUAAUAUAGGAGGUCUUGAGUGGUGCUGUCCCUUUAACAUGCUAGAAAUGUUAAAUAAUGGUGCAAAGUCACAACAGAAUAUGGAAGCCAAUAAUUCAUAAUCAUUCCAACCCUGUGAUAAACUAGAAUAGCUUUUCAACUGUUUUAAGUCUGACUUGUCACUUUGAUAGUGUGAUGAAAUUAUGUGCUAAUAAACAGAACCCUGCUUUGCCCUGGAAACCUGACCCACAACUCUGAGGGAGCUGUCAAAGGGUUGUAGAGGAAGUCCCCCAAGCCCUCUACUGUAGCAUAUAGGAGGCUUGUCUUGAUCUCUGCUGAAAGCCAGCUUCUCUUAUGAGAGAGAUUUCACAUCCCGUGUUGUGUGGGGUAGACUUUAAGGUGACCCAUUGUGGACUCUUCCUCUUUAAUGAAGGUUUAUUAAGCCAUGUGGGUUCCACUAGGUUCCAGCUUUCCAGCUGUUGAAGAAGUACAGUAAGUACGGUUUACCACUGAAAUCAUUGAGCUGAAGUAUCUCUUAGUUUGGAUAUAAAAGUCUCUGAACCAAUGUUGGCACUGGAGAAAGGUCUUCUCCAUUUGAAUCAGGCUGUUCACAUAAUGUUUGGAGCUAUCACACCAUCGCCUGGUUAUUUUGAAAAAACCAGAUACCAUCUUUUAAGGCAGAGCAUUUAAGGAAACAUGCCAGUGAUAAUCUCUGUGUGAUUCCAUAUUACCAACUCUUUGGUAAUUAUUCUCCUUGUGGGGAAACUAGCAAGAGUUCCUGGUUUACUUCAAAAGACUCUUUUAAAGGGAUGAUUACUAACAUUUCAUCCAGAUACUUUAGCCUGAAAGUUGAAACAGCUGCUAUUCAGUUGUAGCAUACAUAAGCAAAACAAGCUACGUGGAUUUCUUCUCCCAAUUUCUUACAGCCAGAGAGAGACUGUGCUUCACCCCUCCACCCUGUCCUUGAUAAAAGCCCCCCCAAAGCAGAAGCCAAUCAGGGCCCAGAAUCAGGCUGAGCCUUGGAUCUGAGGGAGGGGAGUCGGGGCAUUUGGCUUGCAAAGCACUUCACUGCUUAUACUCUCUAGUUUUGCAAGGCCCCUUGAUGUGAGAUUGUUUUUAAUGAUGUUGUCUUUGCUCAACUGACGAUGUGGGGAGGCCUAGACCCGAGGUUCCCAGUUGUUUAUGCCAGAUCUUGAGUGGAGGCCCUCCCAUCCCCCGCACUAUUUACUUCCAAGAUGGAAACCUUGAUUUUCCACACCCUGCUGGGUGUAGCCUGCUUGCACAGCUGGGAUCAAUUUAGGUCCCCUGCUUUUCAUCUCUUGUUGAAACUGUUGGUUCACAGGCAUGUGAAGGAGCCAGACUUCUGCAGUUUCCUCCCAAACAUAUGGCUCUUCUCUCCCCUUCCCUCCCUCUAGGGCUUUUUAGAUGGACUAGUCCUAGGCAAAGGGCCUCUGGCCUCUCUUCAGCUCCGAUUUGUUUACACAUUUAAGAAGGGAAUCCAAAGCUGACAGAAUUGGACCUUGGCAAAGCUAGAGUAUCUUGACUCGCCUAUCUCAACUGGAGCUGUGCUCGUGUAAAUAUCAGGGUUGGUCAUCUGUGGUGGGUAGCGUAUACACAGUGAUGAGUGAUCUAAGAUAUAACUGAGCUAUCCAGCAAUUCCUUCUUUGGCUCUACAAGGGUGGUGGUCCUCUUAGGGAAAGCUCUGAUUCUUUAGUGUAAUCAUUUUCAAACUGUCCUGGGAUUCCUUGAAAGUUUAGAAGAGGCUCUUCAAUUAAAAGAUCAGUAAUGGAUGACAAGGUCAGAUUAAAGAGUUGGAUCACCAUUACUACUCUUCCCCAGCAAUACACAAUUAUAGGGGGAGUGGCCUAGGGCCUACUUUUAGUUCAUAUAGCUGGCCAUAAAGUUUAGCAAGCCUGACUUGUACCCCACAUUCUCUGAAUGUGUGCCUUAGCAACUUCUACCAUGUGGCAACUUCCACCUUGACACAAAAGUUUAUGUAGGAAGGGAUUUCCUGAAGGCAGAAAUUUUGAAAACCAUGGCUUCACCGUGAAGGCAUGCUUUUUUUCAUCCCCCCCUUAACAUCUCGGCCCACCCAAGAGAGGGAGAUCAAGCUCUCCACUCCAACUGCUUCCAUUUUACAGAAAAGCUGCUUUGUACACGACACUUUUAAAUACCUGAUGUUGAAAGCCUGGCAGGGCCCUCAGUGCUUUGGCUUUAAAGCCAAAGUGUGCUUAGCUAUCCUUUACUUACAAUUUCACUCUUUAGGUAAAAUGUUUGUUCACUAGUAAAGAUUUUACCCAGGAUUUUAUUUUAGCUGACUAUAGCAUAGAUCCUCUUAAGUGUAUUUUAAAAUGUUCUAUAAAUAUUUUUAAUAUUUUCAGUGAACUCCCUACACUCCACUUCCUAAGAGUGUCAAUACUGUAGUGCUCUCAAGUGAAUUGUACGGUUUCCCCUCUUAAGUCUUGCUUUUAUUUAAUCCACCCCCAACUCACCAAUGUUGCUAAGUGUUGAACUAACAAAAGCCUCUGUGGCUGUGAAUGACUGGCUUUUUAGUAACAAAGGGGACUUUUGUAUGUGUGGACAAUUCUGGCGUGGCUGCUACUUCAGAACAAGCAAAGCUUUUGUUUUGAACUAAAUUCCAUGAAACAAUUAAUUUUUGACAUGGAGCUUGAAACUUGCUUUCAGAAACAAAAGGUAGCCUUUUCCCCUCCAUGGCCACUGCAGAGGAAGGAAAACGCUUCAUUGCUGCAGGUGUUUCCAGCAUAGGUCAGUCAUCGACUUAAAAAAAAUUUAGAAAUGACAGAACAGCUGACCCAUCCCCCUUUCAUACGAAGCUGUUGGUUUUAGUAUCCUGCCAAGUUUUGUAUGUGCCUUAUUGAGAGUUGAGCAACGUAUUGCUAGUGAAAUGAUUUUGGUAAAAUUGAGGGAGUUCUAGGGAUAGUCAUCUAUUUCCAAACGGUGUGUCGAGGCACACAUCUGAUAACAAGCAGGCAGCUGCCCUUCCAUUCGGUCUUGUUUUCUCCUCUCACACUGUUGUCCUUAUUCAUCUCAAACACUGUACCAUUGUUCUGCAGUAUUCCUUUACAUGUAUCAAGGAACUCCAGCAGCCAUAGACCUAUGUGCUAGCAGCAUUAGUGGGCAGCAUCUGCUGAUACUUGUAACAAACAGCAGAGCAAGCCUGUUCCUAGCUGUAUCUAAGCAUUCUGUGGUCGUCUUAUAAAGAUGAAGUUUAUAAACUUCUGAAUGAAUGAAUGAAUGAAUGAAUAAAUGUAUAAAAAUUCUAGCCAAAUUACUUUCUUUUCUACAGCUAUUCCUGUUUAAGUAGUCAAUUCUGUCCUCUCUUCAUGAAGGCCUUUUAAAAUGCCCUGAAAGAAAAGCAGUCUAAACUCAAGUCAACUGGACUCAAUCAGAAUUGACCAGGUUCUAGGAACAACUGGAAAAAGGAGGAGGAUGCUGAGAAUUCCCUCCUCCUCAACUCCCAAGUUCUAGGAGCAGCUGUACCUAUGUGGUGACGACACACAGACUGGGCUGCCCAGGGUAAAGAAGUUGCUUAUGAGUAGGGACAGAAAGAUAGAGAAGGGGCUCACGCACUUAUAGUCAUAUAUAGGAGGGAAUUUUGACAGGUGCAACUUGUCUUGCAGAGAUGAGAAAAGCAGUACCUCUUGAGAGCUGGUGUGGUAUAAUGGCUAAGCACAGAAAUCGUGAAGUCUCCAGCUCAAAUAUCUAAGCCACAAAUACACUAGAUGGCCUUAAACCAACCACAGCCUCAGCCUCCCAUCUCUGCAAUUUGGAGAUUGCAAGGAAAAGUGCUGCUCUUCCCCACUCACCCACCUCUACAUCUGCCUGAUCAGUAUCUUCUAGAUGAAGAGAAGCAAACUUAAAGCAGUCAGAGGCUUGGUCCUCUUUCCCCUCCCCCCUCACCUGAAAAGGGGUGGGGGUCACUAUUUGUACUCGUCCAUUUAUUUCCUGUGUAGAUUUUCUGGGAGUCUAUUAUUUGGGCAUUAAUAUUCUCUUACAUUUAUAUGGCAAAUUAAUUAGUUAUGGUGGUUAUGGAACCUGGAUGUGGUGCUGUUUAAUCUAACUCGUAUACUGUCUGACUCAUGUACCAUUUAGCCUGAUUGAUCUAUUUCAGAUCUGCUAAUCCAAAUGGAAAAAUAACCACAGUAAACAUAUACUGUGCUUACUAUUUUAGUUGCAACAAGAAUUCAUUCUCCUCCCAAAAGAUAUGUGGGGAAGAGGUCCCUUCUUCUGGAAAGAGAACUCUUUAGGCAGUUACCUGUCUACAUCAUUUGGGCAUCAGGUUAUGAAUUGGUUAGCAGUGAAUUUAAACCUUGAAUAAGAAAUAUCUGCAGUCCAUCUCUGAAAUUUACUGUGAAGGUAAUUUGUAGCCAACAUUUUUAAUGAAACAAUGUGGUGGUGAUUUGAAUAGAAGACUAGUCAUGGGACCACAACACAGAUCCUAGGUGAAAACAAACAUCAAGGGAUGGGGAAUGAAUUUAGCAGUGCAACUAAAGUAGUGCCAUUCUGAAAUGUUGUAAAUUGCUGCUUCCUAUUCUUGCUGUUGGAAUCAUGUUACGGCUGUAUAUAAAAAAGGGUAUUGUUACAAGUAUUAAAAGUGAAGAUUGACUUAC